GAGAGGGAGAGAGAGAAAGAGAGAGAGAGAGAGAGAGAGAGAGAGAGACCCAACCAUAAGGAGAGAAGUGGGGAAUAAGACAACAACCGAAAAGGCAGAUAGUGAUACAUAACAAUUAAGAGCAUGGCGCAUUAAGAGGAGGAAAAGCAGAGAUAAAUCUGGAUUUCUCACAAGAAAGGGAACAAGAAUAAAAGCAUCAGCAUCGCUCAACCACUUAAGGACGUGGAUGAAAAAAGAGAGAGGGAAAGGGAAAAGAAAGGAGGAAAAUAAUCAGAUCACUUGUUUUUUUUUCAUGGUCCGUGUGCGCACUUGCUGUUGGUGAGAGUGUACGUAUGUAUGUGUGCAUAUGGGAAGAGACUGCAUUGCUGUUCACUAGCAGAGGCAUCAGGAGAGAAACAAGCUGAAUCCCUCUUUUUUUCUUUCUCUCUCUCUGUUUCUGUAUUGCACUGUGCGGCAGGAGCAUGUUGGGUGGGUUGGGUACAGACGACAAGCUGAGCCAGCCAGAAGUGAUGGAUCUGUAAAGCUGGAAAUGGUGUCGGAUCUGGCCAGCGGCUGACUGUUAGCUGUGUUACCUGGGGUUUCUAGGUGGAGCCUGGUGGUGCUCAGCUGCCAGGGAGCGCUAAAGAGUGGCUGGGAGAGUGCCGGCGGUGGGGCCCUGUGUGGAGGGAGGGGGAAAGAACCCAAAACCUGGAGAAGGAGGGUUUUCUGCAUCUGUGUCAGCAGGGAAGUCACAUGGCUGGCAUAGGCCUUUUCCCAUUUGUGAGCUGCGGCUGUAGGAGAUUGGACUGGGAGUGACAGUGAACCACAGCUCCAGGAUAAUGGUCUGAAGAGGCUCACGCUGCUCCGGCCUCACAGGAGGGACCCUACACUCUGGGGGCUAUUUUUCUUUUUCUUCUUUAAGUCAACCCAGGGGAUUUGUAUGUGUGUCUUCCUCCCCCUCACACCUCAUCAUCACCAACUCCGACCCCAACUGUGUUUUUUCUUUUUUUGAGAUUUGGGGGAUUUGCCAAAACCUAUUUCAUGCAUGUCCACUGGGGGCAGGUUCAACUUUGAUGAUGGGGGGUCAUACUGUGGCGGGUGGCAGGAAGGCAAAGCCCACGGCCAUGGCAUCUGCACUGGGCCGAAGGGCCAAGGCGAGUACUCAGGGUCCUGGAGCCAUGGUUUUGAGGUGGUGGGGGUGUACACCUGGCCCAGUGGGAACACCUACCAGGGCACCUGGGCGCAAGGCAAGCGCCAUGGGAUUGGGGUUGAGAACAAGGGCAAGUGGGUGUACAAGGGGGAGUGGACAAGUGGAUUUAAGGGACGCUACGGCCUCAGGGAGAGCACCGGCACCAGCGGGAAGUACGAGGGAACCUGGAACAACGGUCUUCAGGACGGAUACGGUACGGAGACCUACUCUGAUGGAGGUACGUACCAGGGCCAGUGGCUGGGGGGGAUGCGACAGGGAUACGGCCUGCGGCAGAGUGUGCCGUACGGCAUGGCAGCCGUCAUCCGCUCUCCGCUGCGUACCUCCAUAAACUCCUUGCGCUCGGAGCACAGUAACGGGAUGGCUCUGCUCCCGGACCGGGCCGGCGUGGCGUGCGUGGGUGGGAUGGGCUCUGCUGGCAGUCCGGCCGUGUCGCGGGGGGGCUUCGUGCUCACGGCACCCAGCGAGGCAGAGCUGCUGAAGGGCAAGAAGAAGGGUCUGUUCCGAGGUCGCUCGAUCCUCAGUGGACUCAAACUGAGGAAGUCCGAGUCCAGGAGCUCUCUAGCCAGCCAGCGCUCCAAGCAGAGCUCGUUCCGCAGCGAGGCGGGCAUGAGCACGGUCAGCUCAGUCAACUCCACCAUCAGCCUGGGAGAAGGCGAGGCCGAACUGGCCGCUGCCGAGGAUGAUGUGGACGCCACGGCAACAGAGACCUACUGCGGUGAGUGGAAGAACGACAAGCGCACAGGCUUUGGCGUGAGCCGGCGCUCGGACGGCCUGCACUAUGAGGGGGAGUGGGUGGGAAACAAGCGGCACGGGUACGGCUGCACCACCUUCCCUGACGGGACCAAGGAGGAGGGCAAGUACAAGCAGAAUGUCCUGGUGAGCGGCAAGAGAAAGAACCUGAUCCCCCUCAGAGCCAGUAAGAUCAGAGAGAAGGUGGACCGGGCUGUGGACGCGGCCGAGAAGGCUGCAGACAUCGCCAAGCAGAAGGCUGAGAUCGCCAUGUCCAGGACAGCCCAUGCACGAGGGAAGGCAGAGGCGGCCAUGGGAGCAGCCCAGAAGGCCCAGGAAGAGUGUCGCCUCGCCAGGGUCACGGCCAAAGAGUUCUCCCCCUCCUUCCAGCACCGCAAAAACGGAGUAGAGGUCCAAAGGCCAAAACAUCAGAACUCCAGUGAGAACGACAUUGAGGUGGUCUCCAGUGGCACAGGGCCAGACAGUCCUGAACUCUACAUGAAGGGCACUACACCCCCAAACUUGACCCCUGACCUUAGCCCUGAGGCCAGCCACCCCUCCUUGCCCCCCUGCAGCCCUGCCACCACCAAGCCACACUGCACCAAGAACGCUCGCUUCCUGCGGCAGAGUGCUGUGGACGAUGCUGGGUGUGGUGGCGGUGGGGGAGGGGGCAGUAGUGGGCAGGAGAUCCAGGUGCUGAUGGAGGGGCGCGGAGGGGGGGAGUACCUUAGGGCCAACAGCUGGAGCGAGGACAAGGACAAGCACUCUUAUAAAGGGGGCAGCUGGGGCAGAAAUCGCUCUACCACCCCCUCUGUCCAAGAGGAAGCCAGGGGCAGUGGGCGCACAAAUGGCCAUGGCCACAAGCACGCCUCCUCCAAUCACAAGUCUCGAGAGCAUGGUUCGUCCAAUCACAAAGCCUCCAGGGACCGGUGGUCGGACUGCCCAUCAGCAUCGUGGAGGUCCCAGCGGACGCACAGCAGUGACACACGACUGCUGGAGCAGGAUGAGGAGAAGCUGAGCAACUACGAGAUGGAGAUGAGGCCACUGCAGCCGAUGGACUCCAACUCCCAGAAGCCCUAUGGGCUGGGAGAGGAGGGCCAUAGCAACGGGGGCGAAGCCCACUCCCACACGCUGCAGAGACAGCGGCCUAGUAAGAGCCGGGAGGCCAGGGAGGGCCAAGACAUGGAGGCGGCACGGCCUUCAGGGGCGCGGGAGAGUAAAGAGGGCAAGGAGGGACCGGCCCCAGACUCAAUGCAAAAGAUGGACAGUCUGCGCAAGGAGGACAAGCUGGAGGCUAGGCCUCUGCGCAGGGAUCUCACCCUCUCCCCCCCACAGAAAUCCUCACCCAUUGCACUAGAACACGACGAUGACAAGAAACUGACCCAGCUCAAAGCAAACUCGAGCUCCAGCUCAAUUCUGGUCGUCAUGGUGAUUUUGCUCAACAUUGGAGUCGCAAUUUUGUUUAUCCACUUUUUUAUUUAAACAUGUAUUGACUAUUGAUUCCUUUUAUGAUUAUACAUUAUUAUGAGUAUUAUCAUGACUAUCAGUAACCAGAUCUUGACCAUUUGACACUUCUGUAAAGAAUAUAGUAAGAGGAUAAACAAUAUGGAGAUACAAAUGGUUCCCAAUGCCCAGAUUUCAGAUAAGCAGUUAUCUGCAAAACAUCUGCAAAACAUUUAGGAUUUCUCUCCCUGAAAUUACCUGUUCUUCUUCUUAAAUCAUAGUUUAAAAAUGUAUAAUUAAAAUGAUUCAUUUGCUCACAUAUGACAUGUUAAUAUAUAUGAUUUUGUAUUCCUUAAUUGCCUUUUGUCUCUGUUGAUAUUGCUGAUGUUCUUUUGAUUGAGUUUGUUUCUGGUGGUAGUCUCAGAUGAGUGGUGGCACUGCCUGUAUGAUGGUGUAGUGGGUCAAAUGAGGCAGAAGAUAAUGUAUCUACUCUGGUUGUGACUGUGUCCACCUGACCUGGGUUCAAAUACUAUUUAAUAAUAUUUUUAAAUACUGUAUCUGUGCUUGAUUGAGCUUACUUGUUGCAGUGGAAACAAUAGAAAAGUCCCAAAAGUGCAAAACCAUGCCUACCUGACAGUCGAGGCAGGCCCAAGCAAAUGCUGAAAGUAUUUGAAAGAUUUCUAGUAGUAUUUGAACACAGGUGUUGUCCACCCAGUAAUACAAGGUCCAAAGGGAUGGGAAACGGCCCCCUGUCCCCUGUCCCCUGUCCCCUGUCCCCUGUCCCCUGUCCCCUGUCCCCUUUCCCCUGUCCUACCCAGUGCCCUCCGAACCCACCCCAUCCUCUACCCCUGCACAUAUCACCCUUCUGGCACGUUGUUCCCCUUCACGAUUAUAAGUUCAGCCUCUCACCACCCAUCCUUCCCCUUCCCGGUAGUCCACUCAUGACAUCACACCAUAUCUUGUUACCCUCUUUUCCUUGUUUCAUGUAACUCUCCUUUCAUUUUAUACCCCACCGUGCUCCUCAAAUCAUAACAACCAACCAUUUCCACCAAGACUUCAUUUUGUUUGUUUCUUUCAUAAAAAUAUGAUUAAAUAAAAAUAGGGCUGCAAAACAACUUUUGCAACUACAGAAUCUGGUCAGCAACAGGACAUGUUUACAAUCUGAAAAACCAGGAUGACCAAUACAAAUUUGCCUCUAACAACUAUAACACCAUACCUAUCUAUGCUAGUAAACCGUUUGUAAAUUUAGCAAAUUGGGUUACCAAGAUUGAAACAUGCGCGAGGAACUACUCUUUAUCAAGUCUAAUCCGUCCGCAACCGGAGUAGGAAUACUUCUGUCUGAAAGGACUUCAUCCAGGUCUCUAAUGUAAAAGAUUCUCUCUGUAGUCGACAACAAAAGUCUCUAAUGUAAAAGAUUCUCUCUGUAGUCGACAACAAAAGUCUCUAAUGUAAAAGAUUCUCUCUGUAGUCGACAACAAAAGUCUCUAAUGUAAAAGAUUCUCUCUGUAGUCUACAACAAAAGGAUCAUUGAUCAUGAUCUAAAGGAAAGAACUCUCAAACACACACACACUGUACAAUUCCAUGUACACAACAGGUACAAGACUCAUGCACGUCUGUCCAGUGGAGUUUUUACACGCUAGAUUUGUAUAAAAUAUUGACAUUCCAACCAACUUCAUCAGUAUCUCUCUGGUCUUUAAUGUACAGGUUGAACUUCAUAUGAGGACUAUAGGGCAUGACAUUCUGUCAGUUGUCAUCUAACUGCCCCUUUGGCCCCAACAGAGUCUCUCUCUCUUUCUCUUUCUCAUUACAGUAUAAUGACUAAAGGUUUCUACCCAAACCUCACCCCACACACCUGGUCUGGAGCCACUGGCUCCCCGUACAGUAAGAGACGGGUGUGCCCAAGUACAAGUUCAGAGACUGUUACGUGUCAAACUGCUGCUUUCAAAACAACGAUUUCACAAGACAGAAAAAAAUCAUCAACAUGUUUAGCUAUUUGCAAGACGCCUGAAAAAACGCCAACUGCCUUGUUUUAUAAAGUAAGAAAAAAAAUAUUCUAAAAUGCAUGGUCAAGUAUGUUUUAGAUUUGUAUACAUUUUUUUUAAAAAAAAAACGAAAGAAAAUAAAAACAUUUUAAAAUGUCAUCCCAAUGAGGAAAGGUUGUCUUUUACUGGCUUUGCCAAUUUCCUCUUAGUUGUGAGCAAGCAGAAUCUUUCCAGGUGUUGUCCAGUACUGUUCUGAAAAGCAGAAUCUUCCAUAGGAUAGCCUGGGCUGGAGCUAUAGUACGGUACAGUAAAGGAAUCAGACAGUCUACUGCAUCCCACUGCUUCUCCAUGACCAAGUCCACAUCUUAGACGGAACUAAACAAGAGAGGGAAAAAAACAGACAAACUAAGAGAGAAAUGUUUUGUGUAUCUUUUAUAGCUGGCUAACUAACUCAAAGACUCUGAGACAUUUAUAGCAUGUCUGUAAUGGGCUAGUACCCCCUCCUGAUUGUCCUGGUCCUCCAGUCAGUAAUCAUUCACAAUCUACAGUAUGUGUGCUCUCUUCUCUUCCUCCCAUACCUCUCCGUUUCUCUAUCCAGCAAAGUCAAACAGAGCUGCCGAUGUGAAGGAAUGAAAGCUGGGGCCAAAUGCUUGGAGUUAUAUUUUUCAAGAACGUUUGCGCAAGUGGAGGCUGCUGAGGGGAGGACGGCUCAUAAUAAUGGCUGUAUCGGAGUAAAUGCCAUUCCACUAAUUCCGCUCCAGCCAUUAUCCACGAACCCAUCCUCCCCAAUUAAGGUGCCACCAACCUCCUGUGGUUUGCUCCCCCAGUCUUGACUUACUGAGGUACUGUUGGAAACUGGACUGAUACUGUAAGAUGGUUAAGGCAUAUUAUGGGAAAUGGUUCACUGAUUCAAAGAAUAACUAUGAAUAUUGGUCCAGCGGGUCUUGAUGCUGAGAGGUGCAGAGGUGAUCUACCUGUUCCUGUGGUUUUUCUACCAUUCCGACUGGAAGUACCCAUCACCUUGAGAGCCCAUCGCAUGCCCAAGCAUGCCCAGUUCUUUUUCUCUCUCCUCUCCUCUUUUAUUUAUUCACUUUUUGGGGGUCUGUUUGUUUUUGAGUUUUGUGGAGAAAAUAAUGAAAGUGUUUGAAAGAAAACGCAUUGUUUGUGGUUAUUGAAUCCUUGUCUUCUCCCUCUUUCUUCAAGUCUUAUUUUGCUCAGAUCUUCUCCAACUUUGAUAUUGUAUUAUUCACUCAAUUCUUUCCAUAUACAGAAACUGUACUGAUGAUAU
Molecule: messenger RNA, 6631 nt
Organism: Oncorhynchus gorbuscha (pink salmon)
Lineage: Eukaryota; Metazoa; Chordata; Actinopteri; Salmoniformes; Salmonidae
Product: junctophilin-3-like
Exons: 5
Coding region: 1025-3400 (791 amino acids)
Biological process (GO): regulation of synaptic plasticity
Cellular component (GO): endoplasmic reticulum membrane; junctional membrane complex; plasma membrane
Source: RefSeq, a predicted model, not a curated record